AUGUCUAAACAUCCAUUUCCAAGCAACUCCCCAUGGAAAGACAGAGAGGCCGAGUAUAAGGUAUUUGAAGAUAGCGUGUGUGGACUUAUGAAAUGUUGGUCAACACUAAGACUCACUGUAGAACACCAAUUUGGUGGACAAGACUCGGAACAAAAAAAAGAUUCGAUGAUUCAAUCCAUGUUAGCGCGGUAUAAAAAUAAAGGAAAUACAAUCAACCCAAACACACUCUGUGAUACUCUCAUAAGCUUUUUUGAAAACAAAAUGUCAACAAGUGUUGAAGAUGACAUCGAAGCGGAAAUACAGGACAUUUCUAAUUUGAUUGGAAGACUUUGUGCCGAGUGUAUUGUGGGAGAACUGACUUUAGCUAAACAAAUAAUCGAAGACGCUAAAAAGCCUUUAGAAAGCGCUGGGUUUGCGCAAUACGUUGACGGUGAUAACGAUGAUGACGAGGAAGACGAAGAUGAGGACGAUUGUUAUGACGAUCAAAAUGAGGACGAAGAAGGGGAAGAUGAUAAUGAAGACGGUGAAGAAGAGGAUGAAGAAGAAGACGAAGAUAAUAAUGAUGAUGAUAAUGAAGAAGAAGAAGUUGGUGACGAAGAAACAAACAACAACUACAAAGAUGAAGAAAACAAAACAACAAAUGAAUGA
This is a messenger RNA of Entamoeba invadens IP1, 648 nucleotides long. Its product is annotated as pre-rRNA-processing protein TSR2, putative. NCBI's taxonomy places the organism in Eukaryota, Evosea, Mastigamoebida, Endamoebidae. The transcript is spliced from 2 exons. The coding region runs from base 1 to 648 and encodes 215 amino acids. The record is from RefSeq and is a predicted model, not a curated record. Gene Ontology annotation, biological process: maturation of SSU-rRNA from tricistronic rRNA transcript (SSU-rRNA, 5.8S rRNA, LSU-rRNA). Gene Ontology annotation, cellular component: nucleus.